AUUAAUAUAAGUUUAAUUACAUAAAAUUUAAGUGUAAUUCGCUCAGAAAAUCAUGAUAAAACAAACAACGGUAGCUCAAACGGAGGAAGAAGAACAAGCUCCAGCACAGAAUGAGAAUGAACCACCAUUUGGAUCUUUAGAAUGGAUUAAUUAUUGGAGUGAAUUCGAAGGUAGCCUUCCGACUCCAAUAGAUGUUUCCAUCACUGGUUCCUUGAAGUAUUGGUGUCCGGAACUAGUUUGGUAUAACUUUGACAUAUAUCCUCAUAAAGUGAAACUAACAAAUACUGGAUACACAGUUCUGCUCGGAGCAAAAUGGAAAGCCGAGAGGCCAUUUCUAGUUGGAGGACCCUUUUUGGAAAAACAUGUGUUUUCUCAAGUACAUUUUCAUUGGGGAUCGAAUAUGAUGGAGGGCAGUGAACAUUCAGUCGAUAAAAGAAUUUAUCCUGGAGAAAUGCAGGUGACAUUCUUUAAGUCUGAGUAUAUGACGCAAGAAGAGGCCUUACGACAUCCAGAUGGAGUUGUAUUCGUCUGUUACAUUAUUAAGUACGGAGUGAACCCAGAUGAUCGGCUUCAGUGGAUUUUAGAAGGUUUUCCGAGAAUUCGAGAAAGUCAAACGAGCACACGCGUCGGCCCUUACCCGAUGUCACGUCUUAUUCCGAUGUUCUUUGAAGAUUAUUUCCUGUACUGGGGAAAUUUAAAUUCCGUGAAAGGAGAAAACUACGUCGUAAGAUGGUUGGUUCCGCGGAUAACUUUGUAUGCCUCCUUUGAACAGGAAACGAGUUUGUUUCAUACCAAAUUUCAUCCUAUAAGCUUCAAUGGUUUAAAGGACAGACAGACAAACAAAGUUAAUUUUGCAUUUAAUACAUUAGUACCUAUAGACAGUGUUUUUUGA
Vanessa atalanta (red admiral) is the source of this 892-nucleotide messenger RNA. RefSeq names its product carbonic anhydrase 2-like. Gene Ontology annotation, molecular function: carbonate dehydratase activity; zinc ion binding. The transcript has 6 exons. NCBI's taxonomy places the organism in Eukaryota, Metazoa, Arthropoda, Insecta, Lepidoptera, Nymphalidae. Bases 53 to 892 code for a protein of 279 amino acids. Gene Ontology annotation, cellular component: cytoplasm. The record is from RefSeq and is a predicted model, not a curated record.